CGUGUUAAUUUCAAGUGUCAUGUAACAUAUCAAUGUAAAAACUCUAUUAACAUUAUCGUAAAUAUACCAAGAGAAGAUUAAAACAACUGAUAAAUGGUGACACUCGUCAUUCUGUCAUAAUUAGUUACAAAUAGUAGUCGUUCGGAUAUACUAAAAGUUAUGGUGAACUGACAAACAUGUUUGCACUAACUGUAAUGAUGAUGCUUGUGGAAAUAUUGGGCGAACAUAAUUUAAUGUGUAUUGUUUAAACAAAAAUACACGUAGAAGAACAUUCGCCUGGAUUCUAAAGUUCAUUAAUCGUUUCGUAAUAUAAAGUAAAGGCCAAGCCAGAAAUUGUCUCAAUUUCAGAAUAACUGUCAAACAUGACAUUUUUAAUAUGAUAGCAACACUACAAACGAGGAAAAUUGGGUUUAAUAACGGAGAAAUUGAAAACACGAAUACCACGAAUUUAUAUACAUUCAGAAGUACCAUGUUUUUUACAAACUUGUAAAAAAUUUCAUAAAAUAUUUUACACACGAUAUUAUAACCUUUGACACAGCAUGGCAAAUACAGCUGACUUUAUUGCUUGUGGAGACUUUGUGUUUUACGACAAUUUUGAUUCAGCCAAUUUAGCCAAGGUUGAAUUAGUCAAAGUACCAGAAACAUCUGAAAAGGAUGGAAAUGAAACAGAAAGUAAAUCGUGUAAAAGCUCAUCCUCUGAUGAUGCAACAGAUUAUGAAUUUAACUUAUGGACAAAACACGAUUGUCAUGGGACACAAUUUCAAAACAACAACAGGACAUGGUUUUAUUUCGGUGUUAAAGCUUGUGCUCCAGGAGUUUAUGUCAAAUUUAAUAUAGUCAACCUAAAUAAACAAGUUAAAAUGUUUAGCCAAGGAAUGUGUCCAGUUUUUAAAGUUGUUCCUGGUCAUAUGCAUUGGGAACGGAUUCGUGAAAGACCUACUUAUUCUCUGGAUCAGAAAGGCAAUGAUUUUACAUUGUCAUUUCUUUACUCUACACCUGAAAAUUCUAAAGCUAUUACAUAUUUUGCUUUUACUUACCCUUUCUCUUAUACCGAUCUACAAAACUAUUUAAGAAGAAUUGACAUAAAAAUAGCAAAGCGGACUAUAACAUGUGCAGAUGAUGUUUAUUAUCAUAGGGAGUGUGCAAUAAAAUCUUUAGAAGGAAGAAGAAUGGAUAUUAUAACAAUAAGUUCAUUUCACAACAUAUCAACGGAGAGAGAAGACAGACUGAAUAAUAUGUUUCCUGAACAAAAUGAGGAAAGACCUUUCAAAUUUUGGAAUAAAAAAGUAAUCUUUAUUAGUGCCAGGGUCCAUCCAGGUGAAACACCAUCUAGUUUCGUUUUUAAUGGCUUUCUUAACUUCCUUCUAAAUCGCGAUGAUCAAAUCGCAACAACUCUCCGUCGCCUAUACGUGUUCAAGCUGAUACCUAUGCUCAAUCCUGAUGGUGUAGCCAGGGGUCACUAUCGAAUGGAUACUAGAGGAGUUAAUCUUAACAGAGUCUAUCUUAAUCCUUCUAUAAAAGAUCAUCCAACAAUAUAUGCUGCAAGAAAUUUAAUAAGGUAUUAUCAUUAUACAUACGAACUACCAAAAGAGGAUGAAGUUUCAAAUGCAGGUUUCGAAAAUGGAGAAAAUACUUUGACCAUUAUUGAUUCCUCUUGUACAAUUGCGAAUAUAGUACGCGAUACGACGACAAGAUUGCUUCAACAGGUAACUCUUAUGACAUUAGAUGAAAAACAUAAAGAUCAACCAGAAAUUUUUCAGGAAUGUGCAUUACUCAAAACCAACUUGGAAGACAUGCCUCAGGGUGGUGGAGAAGGCUUGUGUAAUAAUACAGAAGAAAGCGAUAAUUCGGUAGAACUUAAAUCUGAUAAAAACACUUAUACAGCUGUUGGCAUAGGACAGUUACCCAAGGAGGAUUCGGGAUUGUAUUUAUAUAUUGAUCUCCAUGGUCAUGCUUCAAAAAAGGGAGUUUUUAUGUAUGGCAAUUACUUCGAUAAUCCGGAAGAUACAAUAACGUGUAUGCUUCUACCAAAAUUAAUGUCAAUUAACAAUCCAAAUUUUCAUUUUACCUCGUGUAAUUUUACAGAAAGAAACAUGUACAUUAUAGACAAAAGAGAUGGUAUGUCGAGGGAAGGUUCAGGACGCGUAGCUGUAUAUAAAUUAACUGGUCUCAUACAUAGUUAUACGCUUGAAUGUAAUUACAAUUCUGGACGUUUGGUAAAUACAAUCCCUACAAGGAUACGCGAUGGUGUUCAUAAAACCAUCUCUCCUAUUUUUGUUCCACCGAAAUAUACACCAGCAGUUUUCGAAGCGGUUGGGGCAGCAUUAGGUCCCUCGAUUCUUGACCUUACAAGUAACAAUCCCAAUAGCCGACUGCCAAAUAGUCAGUAUCGUUCUUUAAGGGGUGUAAAAUCUUUUUUAAAAUUAGCGUAUGUGAACAAUGUUUCAACGCCAUUCAGCAAAUCUCUACAUAAGGAUGGUAACAAUAUCAUAUCUCAAGAUUUGUACAAUUUAAAAGGAAUUAAACCUGAAAUAAGCGACUCUUCGGUUGGGCCAAAAAACUCAAUGAAGAGCGAGACAAAUAUUGUUAAAAAAACGUGUAUCAUUCGCCGCAGCACGUCUCUUUACACUGCAGUUAAAAGAAUAAAAAGUAACAAGAAACCCCGACCACCUAUAAAUCGUAGACCGUUAAAAAAUCAGUGUGUUAAUAACAUCGGGAAUAAUUCAAAAAUACCCUCAAUUAGAUCAGAGGACGUUGUAAAGGCGUUUCUAAAGUCUACAGAGAAUCGGUUAAAAACUUCCGGUUUUGGGUGUAUCGAUGACUCUUUAGGAUCACAAAUGAGAGAAACUAGAGAACGUCCGGGUAAGAAACUGGCGAUAACAAACAAAUUAUCGAAAAUGGCAUUGUCUUUUGAGGAAACUGCGAUCGUAAAACAAGGAGCAAAGAGAUUGAAAAUCGUUUCUACGAGAGUAAACAAGGGCCGUCCGGAAGUCGGGGAAUCGUCUAACAACAUACCGGAAACUGCAAAACUACCACCGAAAUCGUUAUUUUUAUGUACCAAGCAAAGCGUGAAAGGAACCCCUAAAAGGAUUAAAAAACAUUGCCGAAGCGUAGAACAAACUAAAACAAAGUCUUCCAGAUCUAAAGAUAGGAGUUUAAAUUCUACAGUAGUGGAGAACUUAAUAAGUAACGAGCGGGCAAACGAAAUUCCAGACUAA
Messenger RNA from Colletes gigas, 3218 nucleotides. RefSeq names its product cytosolic carboxypeptidase-like protein 5. The transcript is spliced from 10 exons. The record is from RefSeq and is a predicted model, not a curated record. Bases 540 to 3218 code for a protein of 892 amino acids. Gene Ontology annotation, molecular function: metallocarboxypeptidase activity; zinc ion binding. Lineage: Eukaryota; Metazoa; Arthropoda; Insecta; Hymenoptera; Colletidae. Gene Ontology annotation, biological process: protein deglutamylation; proteolysis.